AUGGGAGAACAAGAAGAUAUAUCGCUGCCUAAAGCUACGGUGCAGAAAAUCAUUUCAGAAGUACUGGAGAGCGAUUUGACGUUCAGCAAGGAAGCCCGCGAGAUCAUCAUCGAGUCCGGCAUUGAGUUCAUCAUGAUCCUGUCAUCCAUGGCGUCGGAGAUGGCCGACAAAGAAGCCAAGAAAACGAUCGCUCCCGACCACGUUAUCAAGGCGCUACAGGAGCUGGAGUUCCACGACUUCAUCCCUUAUCUGGAGCAGAUCCUUGUCGAACACAAGGAAACGCAGCGCAUCAAAGAACGCCGCGACGCCAAAUUCAAAAAAUCAGGGCUCUCGGAGGAGGAGCUGCUUCGACAGCAGGAAGAGUUGUUCCGCCAGUCUCGGUCUCGGUUUCACCAAACAGGGUCCUCCGGGGGCGCAGAUGGUGACCAGGCCGUUUCGGAGGACGCCGCGGGCGAGCUUUCGCCUUCCGAGUCUAUAAAAGCAGAAGAAGAUUAA
Molecule: messenger RNA, 495 nt
Organism: Lachancea dasiensis
Lineage: Eukaryota; Fungi; Ascomycota; Saccharomycetes; Saccharomycetales; Saccharomycetaceae
Source: the annotation of a GenBank genome assembly